AUGCCCGCCAACCAACGAGCCACAACAGCACCCCUCCACACCGAAACAGAUCCAAACAAGAAAUACACCUACCUCGCCGAAACAACCCCCCACCUCGCCACAAUUCUGGGCUUCCCCUCCCACUGCUCAACCUUCCCAUCCCUCUACGAGCGCACAUGCAGCGAAAUCGUCGAUCUAGCCGGUACAAUCGCCUCCUUCGAACCAGUCCGUCUCCACGUCCGACCAGAAGAUCAACCGCGGGCGCAAAAGCUAGUCGAUGAGCGCAUGGUAGCCGCCCCGGCCGAACAUCGCGCUCGAAUUAGACUCAUCGCCGCGCCGACGAAUCACAUCUGGGUGCGAGAUACGGGACCCGUGUACGUGCGCGGCGCGGACGAUGGAAAGCGAUACGCGAUUGAUUUCCGAUUCUGCGAGUGGGGGAAUAAACUCGGAGAGCGGAUUUAUAAUAGCAGCGUGGACAAGGUCGCUGCAUUGAAAGCCGAAGCCGAAGCCGAAGCAGACGAAUCAGACUGGCCGAUUAUGGACGAGCAGGUGCGGUCUGAGAAUACCGCGUUUGCGCAGCGAGUGCUGGAGCUUGAGAAUGAGCUUUAUCCGGAGUCGCCCGUUUCGCGGGUCGUUUCUGGGGUGAGGCUUGAAGGUGGUGGGAUUGAGAUGGAUGGGGAAGGGACAUUUAUGGCGAUGGAGAGUAGUGUGACUGUGUCAUCGCGGAACGAGGGAUUAUCCCGUGAGACCAUUGAGAACGAAUUAUCCCGGCUGCUGGGGAUUAAAAAGUUCAUUUGGAUUCCUGGUCGGGAGGGUCUGGAUAUCACCGAUUACCACAUCGAUGCCGAAGCGCGGUUUAUUCGGCCCGGCGUCGUUGUCGUGGGGAGACCGCAUCCCAAGUGUGAACAGGUGUUUUGGGAUGUGUAUAAUGAGAUGCGUGCGAUUCUGGAUACCGCGACUGAUGCGCAGGGUCGCAAGUUGCAGGUCUAUGAUAUCGAGGAGCCGGAUCCGGAUUUGGUUAGGGGCGAUGUGCCUGGGGAGGAGAUUGAGCCUGCAGCCUCGUAUGUGAACUUUUAUUUCACGAAUGGGGGACUCGUUAUUCCGGCUUUUGGAGAUGCCGUGACUGAUGCGAAGGCGUUGGAGACGUUGAGCAAGUUGGUUCCCGAGCGACGGGUUUGCCAGGUCGCUGUCAAUGCGCUACCCCGGACUGGAGGUGUCUUGCAUUGUACGACGCAGCAGGUGCUGUGA
Molecule: messenger RNA, 1227 nt
Organism: Penicillium cataractarum
Lineage: Eukaryota; Fungi; Ascomycota; Eurotiomycetes; Eurotiales; Aspergillaceae
Product: agmatine deiminase family protein
Exons: 1
Coding region: 1-1227 (408 amino acids)
Biological process (GO): putrescine biosynthetic process
Molecular function (GO): protein-arginine deiminase activity; agmatine deiminase activity
Source: RefSeq, a predicted model, not a curated record